This is a messenger RNA of Argentina anserina (silverweed cinquefoil), 1800 nucleotides long. RefSeq names its product endoglucanase 14-like. Gene Ontology annotation, biological process: carbohydrate metabolic process. Lineage: Eukaryota; Viridiplantae; Streptophyta; Magnoliopsida; Rosales; Rosaceae. The record is from RefSeq and is a predicted model, not a curated record. Gene Ontology annotation, molecular function: hydrolase activity, hydrolyzing O-glycosyl compounds.
AUGGGAUUCGAUUUGUCGUCGGCGAUGCGUGAGAAGUCGGCGACGUCGACUCGAGCAGUGGUGAGCCUGAGGGUUGUUGUGGGGAGGUCGCGCGGUGCCCAGGGUCAGGCGAUGAGUGACGAGGCAGCUUGGAAGCGGUGCUCACGAUGCGAUGCCGAGGGAGGCUCGGGAAGAGAGGUGGAGGUCUCGGCGGCGUGCCAGCGUCUCGCAAGCUCAAGGGUUGGAGAGGAAGGUCGCGCGAUCCUCCUGAGCACGGCGGUGUGGCUCACGGUGCGCCGGAGGGCGAGAUCGCCGAUCGAUCGUUUCGGAGGGGAAGGGAGAACUCGAGAGAAGAAAGAGAGAGUUCGAGGGAGGCGCGGGGUUAUUACAGUAAGUCACCAUGGCUUCUCUCGAUCUUCAGUGCUUGCUGCUAUAGAUUAUGGGCAACCUCUCACAAAGUCUUUGCAUUUGUAUUAUGAGACUCAACGCUCUGGUAAGUUGCCUCCUCAACAGAGAGUUCAAUGGCGUGGCGAUUCGGCCCUUAAAGAUGGAAGUGAUGCUGGUGUUGAUCUUGCUGGAGGGUAUUAUGAUGCUGGAGACAAUGUCAAGUUUGGGUUCCCUAUGGUAUUCACGAUAACAAUGCUUUCAUGGAGCACAAUAGAGUUCGCUAACAAACUUGAGGCCAAGAAUGAGCUAUCGAACGCAUUGGACGCCAUUAAAUGGGGAACAGACUAUUUGAUCAAAGCGCACCCUGAAGCAAAUGUGCUAUAUGGCGAAGUCGGGGAUGGAGGUUCUGAUCAUGCUUGUUGGCAGAGACCAGAAGAAAUGACUACCCCACGGACUACCUUCAAGAUUGAUCAGCAGCAUCCAGGUUCUGAUCUUGCUGGUGAAACCGCUGCUGCAUUCGCCGCAGCUUCCAUUGCUUUCAAGGCUAAAGACCCUAAUUAUUCUGGCCAGCUUUUGACGCAUGCUAAGCAGCUCUUUGAGUUUGCUCGUAGUCAUACUGGUCUUUAUCAGAAUAGUAUUAAUGUAGCAGGCCAGUUCUACUCCAGCAGUGGAUAUGAGGAUGAAUUAUUGUGGGCUGCAGCAUGGCUUCAUCAUGCUACUGAUGAUAAAUCGUACCUAGAUUACCUUGGCCAGGCAGACAAUACUGGUGGUGCAAGAACCGAGUUCUCUUGGGAUGACAAGUUUGUUGGCGCACAAGUCCUGGUUGCCAAGCUUGUUUUGGAGGGGAAGAUACCAGGUAAUUCAGGACCAUGGUCACAAUACAAGAACCAGGCGGAGCAGUUCAUUUGUUCUUGCAUUCAGAAAGGAAACAACAACGUGAAGAAGACCCCUGGUGGAUUAUUUUGGUUUUUACCAUUUAACAAUCUUCAGUACACUACAACUGCCGCACUCGUUGCAACUGUUUACUCUGAAUACCUCGCCCCCAAACGCGCAUCUAUUCAAUGUAGUGGUGGCAUUGUUCAGGCUUCUGCCCUACUUGACUUGGCCCGAUCACAGGUGGACUAUAUCCUUGGUUCAAAUCCUAAUGGUAUGAGCUACAUGGUUGGGUUUGGGUCAAAGUAUCCAACUCAAGUUCAUCAUAGAGGAGCUUCCAUUGUUUCCAUCAAGAAAGAUCCUUCUCCAGUUGCAUGUCAAGCUGGCUUCGACGCUUGGUUUAACAAGAACGCCCCUAAUCCGAAUGUAUUACAUGGAGCAGUAGUUGGAGGACCCAAUGAUAGCGAUGGUUAUACGGAUUCAAGAUCUAAUUUCCAAAUGGCUGAAGCCGCGACAGUUAACACUGCACCACUAGUUGGUGUCCUAGCCAAGCUCGCCUGA